This is a messenger RNA of Melanaphis sacchari, 316 nucleotides long. Its product is annotated as reactive oxygen species modulator 1. NCBI's taxonomy places the organism in Eukaryota, Metazoa, Arthropoda, Insecta, Hemiptera, Aphididae. The transcript is spliced from 2 exons. The coding region runs from base 1 to 246 and encodes 81 amino acids. The record is from RefSeq and is a predicted model, not a curated record. Gene Ontology annotation, cellular component: TIM23 mitochondrial import inner membrane translocase complex. Gene Ontology annotation, biological process: protein import into mitochondrial matrix; protein insertion into mitochondrial inner membrane.
AUGCCGGUUCCGAGUACAAGUCUUUACGGAGGCCAAGGUAAACCAUCGUGUUACGACAGAGUAUCGACUUCGUUUAUGAUGGGAGCCACGAUCGGAAUAACUAUUGGAAUUUUAUUCGGCGGUUUAGGAGGCUUGAGGUCUGGGUUCAGGGGCCGAGAGCUCAUUGGCAGUAUGGGCAAAACUAUGCUGCAGAGUGGCGGAACGUUCGGCACGUUUAUGGGUGUUGGCGCUGCCCUUAGAUGUUGAUUUAUAAUUAUUUAUUAUUAGAUACAUUUCUUUUUUAAUACUAUAUUUAUGUAAAAUUUAAUUUCUGAUA